CUCCAGGAAUUUGUGGCGGAGUGGGCAAAUAACCGCGGCUCUCCCGGCGCCCCGAUGCUCGCACCAUGUCGAGGCGCAAGCAGGCGAAACCCCAACACAUCAACUCGGAGGAGGACCAGGGCGAGCAGCAGCCGCAGCAGCCGGCCCGGGAGUUUGCAGAUGCGGCCCCAGCGGCGCCGGCGGCGGGGGAGCCGGGUGCUCCAAUGAACCACCCAGGGAACGGCGAUGACGUGAGUGGGGAUGGAGUGACGAUGAAGAGGCUUCGUCGGGAAGACACUCACAUCUGUGAGAAGUGCUGUGCGGAGUUCUUCAGCUUCUCUGAGUUCUUAGAACAUAAGAAAAAUUGCACUAAAAAUCCACCUGUCCUCAUCAUGAAUGACAGUGAGGGGCCGGUGCCUUCAGAAGACUUCUCUGGGGCUGUGCUGAGCCACCAGCCGCACAGUCCGAGCAGUAAGGAUGGUCACCGGGAGGAUGCCGGCAGCUCAGGGGACGUGAAGGAGAAGCCGGGGGCAGAGCCCGUCAUGUACCUAAAGACGGAGACCGCUGUGCCACCCACUCCCCAGGACAUAAGCUAUUUACCCAAAGGCAAAGUGGCCAACACUAACGUCACUCUUCAAGCACUACGGGGCACCAAGGUGGCGGUGAAUCAGCGGAGUGCGGAUGCUCUGCCAGCCCCCUUGCCUGGUGCCAACAGCAUCCCGUGGGUCCUCGAGCAGAUCUUGUGUCUGCAGCAGCAGCAGCUACAGCAGAUCCAGCUCACCGAACAGAUCCGCAUUCAGGUGAACAUGUGGGCUUCCCACGCCCUCCACUCCGGCGUGGCGGGAGCUGAUACCCUGAAGACACUGGGCAGCCACAUGUCCCAGCAGGUUUCGGCCGCUGUGGCUCUGCUCAGCCAGAAGGCUGGAAGCCAAGGUCUGUCUCUGGAUGCCUUGAAACAAGCCAAGCUACCUCACACAAACAUCCCUUCCACCACCAGCUCCGUGUCCCCAGGGCUGACACCCUUCGCCCUGAAGCCAGAUGGGACCAGGGUGCUCCCGAACGUCAUGUCACGCCUCCCGGGUGCCCUGCUACCUCAGGCCCCAGGCUCUGUGCUCUUCCAGAGCCCCUUCUCCACGGUGGCGUUAGACCCAUCCAAGAAAGGGAAAGGGAAGCCACCGAGCAUCUCCCCAGUGGAUGUCAAACCCAAAGACGAGGCCAUCCUCUACAAGCACAAGUGUAAGUACUGUAGCAAGGUUUUUGGGACUGAUAGCUCCUUGCAGAUCCACCUCCGUUCCCAUACUGGAGAGAGACCCUUCGUGUGCUCUGUCUGUGGCCACCGGUUCACCACCAAGGGCAACCUCAAGGUGCACUUUCAUCGACAUCCCCAGGUGAAGGCAAACCCCCAGCUGUUUGCCGAGUUCCACGACAAAAUGGCGGCAGGCAAUGGCCUUCCCUAUGCACUCUCUGUACCUGUCCCUGUAGAUGAAUCGAGUCUCUCUUUAGACAGCAAACCUGUCCUGGUAACAGGGACCCCCAAUGUAGGGCUACCUCAGAAUCUCUCUUCGGGGACUAACCCCAAGGACCUCAUGGGUGGCCCACUGCCCAACGACCUGCAGCCUGGGCCUUCUCCGGAAAGUGAGGAUGGAUCCAUACUCUCUGGGGUGGGGCCAAACCAUAAUUCCCUGAGGGUUGGUGGCUUCCAAGGGAGUGGGACACCCGAGCCAGGGUCAGAGACUCUGAAAUUGCAGCAACUGGUGGAGAACAUCGACAAGGCCACCACCGACCCCAAUGAAUGUCUCAUUUGCCACCGUGUCUUAAGCUGCCAAAGCUCCCUCAAAAUGCAUUACCGCACCCACACUGGGGAGAGACCCUUCCAGUGUAAGAUCUGUGGUCGAGCCUUCUCCACCAAAGGCAACUUGAAGACACACCUCGGGGUUCACCGAACCAACACAUCCAUAAAGACGCAGCAUUCGUGCCCCAUCUGCCAGAAGAAGUUUACCAACGCAGUCAUGUUGCAGCAGCAUAUUCGGAUGCACAUGGGUGGGCAGAUUCCCAACACACCCCUGCCGGAGAAUCCCUGUGAUUUUACAGGUCCCGAGCCAAUGAUGGUCAGUGAGAAUGGCAGUACAGGUGCCGUCUGCCAUGAUGAUGUUGUCGAAAGCAUCGAUGUAGAUGAAGUUGGCCCCCAGGAUGCCCCCAGUAGCUCCUCAAAGGUCCCCAUGCCUCUUCCCAACGUCCACUCGGCAUCACCUACUCUAGGGUUCACCAUGAUGGCGUCCCUAGAUGCCCCAGGGAAAGUGGGUCCUGCUCCUCUUGUCCUUCAGCGACAGAGCAGCAGAGAAAACGGUUCAGUGGAGAGUGAUGGCUUGACCAACGACUCGUCGUCCUCCGUGAUGGGAGACCAGGAAUAUCAGAGCCGAAGUCCAGACGUCCUGGAGACCACGUCCUUCCAGGCACUCUCCCCGGCCAAUAGCCAAGCAGAAAGUAUCAAGUCCAAGUCUCCUGAUGCUGGCGGCAAAGCAGACGGCUCCGAGAGCGGCCGCCCUGAGAUGGAAGGUCGGAGCAGUCUCCCAUCACCCUUUAUCCGAGCCCAGCCAACCUAUGUCAAAGUUGAAGUUCCUGGUACGUUUGUUGGACCUGCGACCAUGUCCCCAGGCGUGACACCUUUGUUAGCGGCCCAGCCACGCCGACAGGCCAAGCAGCACGGGUGCACGCGAUGCGGGAAGAACUUCUCGUCUGCCAGCGCUCUUCAGAUUCACGAGCGGACGCACACUGGGGAGAAGCCUUUCGUGUGUAACAUAUGUGCACGAGCUUUUACCACUAAAGGCAACUUGAAGGUCCACUACAUGACGCACGGGGCCAGCAAUAGCUCUGCACGCCGGGGGAGGAAGCUGGCCAUCGAGAACACCAUGGCUCUGUUAGGAACGGAGGGAAAGAGAGUCCCCGAGAUGUUUCCCAAGGAAAUCCUGGCCCCUUCGGUGAAUGUGGACCCUGUCGUGUGGAACCAGUACACCACCAUGCUCAAUGGCGGUCUGGCCAUGAAGACCAACGAGAUCUCCGUGAUCCAGAGCGGUGGCAUUCCUACCCUCCCGGUUUCCCUGGGGGCCAGCUCCAUCGCGAAUAACAACGCUAUCUCCAAGAUGGAUGGCUCCCAGUCAGCUCUCAGCGCCGAAGUAGAGAAACCAGGGGCUGCCGACAGUGUUCCCAAGCACCAGUUCCCUCACUUCCUGGAGGAAAACAAGAUCGCAGUCAGCUAAGGAGAACCCACGUGGAAGGAGAAAUGCAGACAGUGACCUCUAGAACUGUACCUUUUUUGUUGUUUUUUAAGAACCCAUCUUCUCCUGUUUGUUAUCUUACGGAUGUGCAAAUGAUGUUUACAGUUGUGACCACAACCUCAGGCAAGUCCUACAAUCAUGAUGCUAUGCUGCUUUGCAAAAGAAAACAAAAAACAAAAACAAAAAAAAGAAAAAUUGAAAAAAAGAAAAAAAAAAUUACACUAAAACAAAUACAGACUAGUGUUUGGUUUUUGUUUGUUUUUUUUAAAUUCUGGAAAGAAGCGGGUCUUGCAAAGUAGCUUUGUUACUUGCGACAAAUUGUAUACAUAAAACCUUUGUGUAACCUGGAGUAACUGUUUCCAAAGACCGGCGUCUGUUUCAAGUGGGAACUUACUGAACCACAAUGGAAAAGACAACUGUUUGAGUCUAAUGGGAGGGGGAGGGGUGCUAUAUACUCUUGUAGUGACUGUAUGCCGGUCAAUGGACAAGAUCUGUCAUCUAUUUAGGGACCUGUUUUCUAUCCCCAGCCCCUCACAUCCAUCCUUUUUUUUUUCUUUUCUUUUUUGAAUGUACUUUAAAAAAACAAAACAAAAAAACCCCUAAGGUUGUAGAAAUUACUAAAUUCCUUCAACCUUGGAACCUUAAGUAGGAUGCCCUCAAGGGACUGAUUUUAGUCCUUAGGGAGUCAAUUGUGUGUGCUGCUUAUUUAAAUACAGUUCCCUUGGCGCCCCAGGAGUGCCAAGGUACUUCCCUGUGCUUUUCCAGAUGCCGCCUCCUUCCUGAACCCGGGGGAGGUGGGCAGCGGAGCAGGGAAUCUCAGGUGACUGACUUUAGCUCGCCAGUGCCUACUUUAUCGAAGAACUGGGUUUUCCUUCUUGAAGAAACUCCUGGAAGGGCGUGUUUCUUAUAGGUUCACAUACUGAUUUUUACAAACAUUUCCUUGGUGCGACUUAUGCCAAGUAAUGAUGAAGAUUUUUUUCCCCCUGAGUAUUGCAUGAAGGCUACGAAGUUGGAACAGGCAAGUCCUGGAUGUGAAAGCUUUAAUUUAUCUACCUCAUUUAUUUUUUAUUUUUGUAGCCAUAGUCUCUAUUUUCCUAUUUUAUGACCGCUGAAGUGUUUCUAGCCUCUGUCUUAAACCUAAGAGUUGAUUGAUGUAUUGGUGGGAGCAGCUGGAUGAUGCGAUUCUUUUUUUUUAACCCCCUUUUUGUAUAUGUAAUAUUAAGCAAACAACGAAACGUUGCUCUAACAAUUUAACAAGGGAGGAGAAAGAAAGACCCGGAUUUUGGGGUGGAGAAGUCUUUCCCCCUCCAUGUGGAAAAGUAGAGCAAGACUGUUAGCGAAAGUUUGUCUUCAGUUAUUGCACCUGAUUUUAGGAUCCAAAAAAAUAUUUUGUUUUUGCCAAAUUGUGCCUUUCCUUCUGGAAUUGUAAGUGAACACAAGAAUAGUACAUGUUUACACUGUGAAGUGGAUAUUGUUACAGACAACACACCAGAGGCUUUCUCACUGUUAAGCUAAUAAUGUCUUGUGAAUGUACGAUCUACGG
Equus quagga is the source of this 4797-nucleotide messenger RNA. It is a transcript of the gene SALL4, whose product is annotated as spalt like transcription factor 4. The coding region runs from base 66 to 3236 and encodes 1056 amino acids. The record is from RefSeq and is a predicted model, not a curated record. The transcript has 4 exons. Gene Ontology annotation, biological process: regulation of transcription by RNA polymerase II. Gene Ontology annotation, cellular component: nucleus. Gene Ontology annotation, molecular function: RNA polymerase II cis-regulatory region sequence-specific DNA binding; DNA-binding transcription factor activity, RNA polymerase II-specific. Lineage: Eukaryota; Metazoa; Chordata; Mammalia; Perissodactyla; Equidae.